AUGAAAAAGACACUUCUGCUCUGCUUUAUUCACGGCUUCAAGGGGAAUGAGUCGACCUUUGGAGACAAUUAUGCCUUCACCGAGCAUCUGCGGCGGCUCGUGGCCGCCGCCCUCCCCAAAAUCGAAGUAAAGGCGAUUGUGUACCCCAAGUACGAAACAAGGGGCGACCUGGGCGAGUGCGUCGGGAGGUUUAAUGACUGGUAUGUUGAUAUGGAAGCUGGCAAAAGCAACGGGCUUGCUUACACUAAGCUGAAUCCUAGGCUUCUCAACAAGGUCAUCGACCUCGAAGUCGCCGCCGGCGCCGCCUCUCCGACCAUUGACCCGUCGGUCCAUGUCAUCUUGAUUGGGCACUCGAUGGGUGGGAUCGUAGCCGCCGAGACCGCCAUUACACUCGCUUCCGAACAGCCCAUUCAUGGAAGCACCAACCCAGCAACCGACGACAAUCCGAAGCCCAACGCCGCCGGCGCCACCCCAACACCUCCCCCGCAACCGCCAUCGCCGAACUCGCUAAUGUUCCCCUAUAUCCAGGGCGUUCUCGCCUUCGAUACCCCGUUUCUAGGUAUCUCGCCCGGCGUUGUUGCGCAUGGCGCCGAGAGUAAGAUUACCACAGCCUCGACAGCUAUAUCACAGCUGAGCGGGCUGACGGGGCUGUGGGGAGGAGCGAGAGCAGCGGGGGCCGAGUCGUCAGCAAUGCGCAACCCGCCGGCCCCUGCCCUGCCGGCUCCGGACAGAAACGACAGAGACAAGCCUGCUGCCGCCAACAAGGGCGGCUGGGGCAAAUGGGGCAAUAUUGCCAUGGUUGCAGGGGUCGUCGGGGCCGUAGCAGCCACCGGGGCGGCCGCAUAUAUCAACCGCGACCAGAUCAGCCAGGGUUGGAGCUGGGCGACAUCGCAUAUGGAGUUUGUAGGAUGCCUGGCUCGGAAGGAGGAGCUACGACGGCGAACCGCAUACAUGGUGCGGCUUAACAAAGAACUCGGAGUCGGAUUCGGGAAUUUUUAUACGCGCCUAGGGAAGGCAGCGAGUUCCAAAACGAGCAGUAUUGGGACAAUAGUGAGUGGCCAGCGAACAUUCUGUGUUGUACCGCAGCGGGAUCAGGCUGGUGAUUGGCGGGAAGCAAUCAAUGACAAGGCCACUGAUGAAAUCGAAGCUCACAUGGCUAUGUUCGAACCCAAGGAGAACCCGGGUUAUGAAAGGCUAGCGAUGAACGCAAGGGACAUAAUUGCCAGCUGGUUGCAGAAUGAUUGGUACGAAAGCAGUUUUGGCGAUACGGUCCGCGCUUAA
Molecule: messenger RNA, 1281 nt
Organism: Lasiosphaeria miniovina
Lineage: Eukaryota; Fungi; Ascomycota; Sordariomycetes; Sordariales; Lasiosphaeriaceae
Exons: 4
Coding region: 1-1281 (426 amino acids)
Source: RefSeq, a predicted model, not a curated record